GGGGAGGGGUCCCCGCCCCCAGGUGCGCCGCGCUCUAGGACCGAGCAGGGCGGCUGCGGCGAGACGCGCUGCCGGAGCGGCCGGCCAGGGGCGGGCGAUGAAAGUCCAGCGCUCGGGGGGCCGCGUGGACCGAGCUGCCCGGCCGGCGGCGCCGGGGGCACGAUGCGGCCGCCCGUAAUUAAAUAGCAUUUACUCUUAUUAUUACUAAUAAUAAUAAUAACGUAAUCAUACCUCUAGUCAUAGCAUACCACUUAAUCGGGCUCGGCGCCGGCCCUGCGGAGCGCAGCCCGGCCGAGACACUGAUGGAGAGGCAGAGACGGAAGGCGGACAUCGAGAAGGGGCUGCAGUUCAUCCAGUCGACACUCCCCCUGAAGCAAGAAGAGUAUGAGGCCUUUCUGCUCAAGCUGGUCCAGAACCUGUUCGCCGAGGGCAAUGACCUGUUCCGGGAGGAGGACCACAAGCAGGCGCUGGUGCAGUACAUGGAGGGGCUGAACGUGGCCGACUACGCCGCCUCCGACCAGGUGGCCCUGCCCCGCGAGCUGCUGUGCAAGCUGCAUGUCAACAGGGCGGCCUGCUACUUCAGCAUGGGCCUGUACGAGAAGGCGCUGGAGGACAGCGAGAAGGCGCUGGGGCUGGACGGCGAGAACAUCCGCGCGCUGUUCCGCAAGGCGCGCGCCCUCACGGAGCUGGGCCGCCACAAGGAGGCCUACGAGUGCAGCAGCCGCUGCUCGCUCGCCCUGCCCCACGAUGAGAGCGUGACGCAGCUCGGACAGGAACUGGCCCAGAAGCUGGGGCUGCGAGUCAGGAAAGCUUAUAAGAGACCCCAGGAACUGGAAAACUUUUCUCCGCUCAGCAAUGGUGCCGCGGCUGGUGUGACCCACCAGGGAAGCCCCAACGGACUGGGGCCCAUUGAUGACAUCGAAACAGACUGCUACGUGGACCUACGGGGCUCCCCCGCCCCACUCCCUGCCACCCCCACGCUGCCCCUGUUCCCUCACGUGCUGGACCUGCUGGGCCCCCUGGAGAGCGGUGGCCGGGCCCUCCCUGGUUCAGAGGGCCCCGACGAUUUCUCUGACGGGGACUUGUUUGGGCCGGAGCUGGACACACUCCUGGACUCACUGUCCCUGGUGCAGGGCAACCUGCCUGGCAGCGGGGUGCCCAGCGAGCUGCCCCAGCUGAUACCUGUGUUCCCCGGGGGGACCCCGCUGCUGCCUCCCGUGGUGGGCGGCUCUAUCCCGGUCUCCAGCCCCCUGCCCCCUGCCUCCUUCGGCCUGGUCAUGGACCCCUCCAAGAAGCUGGCUGCCUCUGUGCUGGACGCCCUGGACCCCCCUGGAUCGGCCCUGGACCCCCUGGACCUGCUGCCUUUCUCGGAGCCCCGGCUAGACGCCCUCAGCAGCUUGGGCUCCCCCCGCGGCUCCCUGGACAAGCCCGACUCCUUCCCCGAGGAAACCAACUCCCAGGACCAUCGGCCCCCGAGCGGUACUCAGAAACCUGCGCCCUCGCCGGAACCCUCCAUGCCCAACACGGCUCUGCUCAUCAAGAACCCCUUGGCUGCCACCCAUGAGUUCAAGCAGGCCUGCCAGCUCUGCUACCCCAAAACAGGCCCCAGGGCGGGCGACUACACGUACCGUGAGGGCCUGGAGCAUAAGUGUAAGCGGGACACCCUGCUGGGCCGGCUGCGCGCCGCCGAUGACCAGACGUGGAAGCGCAUCCGGCCCCGACCCACCAAGACCAGCUUCGUGGGCUCCUACUACCUGUGCAAAGACAUGAUUAACAAGCAGGACUGUAAGUACGGGGAUAACUGCACCUUCGCCUACCAUCAGGAGGAGAUCGACGUGUGGACGGAGGAGCGCAAGGGCACCCUCAACCGCGACCUGCUCUUCGACCCGCUGGGGGGCGUCCAGCGCGGCAGCCUCACCAUCGCCAAGCUCCUCAAGGAGCACCAGGGCAUCUUCACCUUCCUCUGCGAGAUCUGCUUUGACAGCAAACCUCGGAUCAUCAGCAAAGGCACCAAGGAUUCUCCGUCCGUGUGCUCCAACCUGGCCGCCAAGCACAGCUUCUACAGCAACAAGUGCCUGGUGCACAUCGUCCGCUCCACCUCCCUCAAGUACUCCAAGAUCCGCCAGUUCCAGGAGCACUUCCAGUUCGACGUGUGCCGCCACGAGGUGCGCUACGGCUGCCUGCGGGAGGACAGCUGCCACUUCGCCCACAGCUUCAUCGAGCUCAAAGUCUGGCUGCUCCAGCAGUACUCAGGCAUGACCCACGAGGACAUCGUUCAGGAAUCCAAGAAGUACUGGCAACAGAUGGAGGCCCACGCGGGGAAGGGCAGCAGCGGCGUGGGCACCCCGCGGACCCAUGGGCCCAGCACCUUUGAUCUGCAGAUGAAGUUUGUGUGCGGCCAGUGCUGGCGGAACGGGCAGGUGGUGGAGCCCGACAAAGACCUCAAGUACUGCAGCGCCAAGGCCCGGCACUGCUGGACCAAGGAGCGGCGGGUCCUGCUGGUGAUGUCCAAGGCCAAGAGGAAGUGGGUGUCAGUGAGGCCACUGCCGUCCAUCCGCAACUUUCCACAGCAAUACGACCUCUGCAUCCACGCGCAGAACGGCCGCAAGUGCCAAUACGUGGGGAACUGCUCCUUCGCACACAGCCCGGAGGAGCGGGACAUGUGGACGUUCAUGAAGGAGAACAAGAUCCUGGACAUGCAGCAGACCUACGACAUGUGGCUGAAGAAACACAACCCCGGGAAGCCUGGGGAGGGGACCCCCAUCAGCUCCCGGGAAGGGGAGAAGCAGAUCCAGAUGCCCACGGACUAUGCUGACAUCAUGAUGGGCUACCACUGCUGGCUGUGCGGCAAGAACAGCAACAGCAAGAAGCAGUGGCAGCAGCACAUCCAGUCGGAGAAGCACAAGGAGAAGGUGUUCACCUCGGACAGCGACACCAGCGGCUGGGCCUACCGCUUCCCCAUGGGCGAGUUCCGCCUGUGCGACAGGCUGCAGAAGGGCCGGGCCUGCCCAGACGGGGACAAGUGUCGCUGCGCCCACGGGCAGGAGGAGCUCAACGAGUGGCUGGACCGGCGCGAGGUGCUGAAGCAGAAGCUGGCCAAGGCCCGCAAGGACAUGCUGCUGUGCCCGCGCGACGACGACUUCGGCAAAUACAACUUCCUGCUGCAGGAGGACCACAGCCCUGUCGGCGCCAGCCUUGAGGCGCCCACGGCCGCCCCGGGCACCGGCUCCGGGGAGUAGGGCCAGGCCUCCACCACGGGUGACGACCUAGGGCCAGCGGGGGUGGGGGGGUGGGGGGGAGUGAGCCUGGGGGCUGCUCUCACCCCGCAGCCCCCCGGCUCCAGGGCUCCGUCCGCCCUCUUGACUGCCCAGCGUGCAGCCACGGGUGCCCCAACUCACCCCACUGCCACCCUGGGCCGCCCCUCCCGCCACCCACCCCCCAGCUCUCCCGGCUGGGGGAGGGCCGACCCCUCCAGCUCCAGCCUUCAGCUUUAAAUUCUGUCUGCUCCUCAAGGGGGGCCCAACGCUCAGGGCUGGGGAGCCUGGGGCCCCCACUUGAAUCUGCAGCAGAAGGGCCCUUCUCCCUGCCCCCACCCUGCCUCCCCGGGAGGCAGGUGGGGGCAGACAGAGGGCAGGAGGCCCCAAUUAGCUUUAAAAUGCAGUCCCGGGAGGGAGGAAGCUGGGGACACGUAACCUGUGGGGGGGCCUCAGUCUCCCUUCUGGUGGAAGGAUGGGAGGGGCUGGGCUGGAUGAUGUUCGCGUUGCCCCUGCUAGACCCCGGGGUCCCCUCCCUUGUGAAUGUAGACUGAAUGUAGAGUAGCUCCUCAGAGCCUUCCCAGACCACCCAGCUCCACCCACCUCCCACUCUGCAGAAGGGGAAACUGAGCCCCGGGAAGGUGGGGGUGCAGCUCCCUGCACCAGGUAGCACCGGGCACGUCGAUCAGGCAGAGGACUCAGGGCCAGGCCUCGGCUGGAGCCUUCGCGCUCAGCAGGGGCGAAAGACUGAAGUAGAGGGAGCGGGGGUCCGGUCCCAGACAGGCCUCUGCAGUAAGGUCAGCACCGGGGGUGUGAGGGGGGCCCUUCCCGCCGGAGUCACCCCUGCAAGGCGGUGAGGGGCAGGGCACCUUGGAGUUGGGGUUCUGCUUGAAGAGGGAGACCGGGAGAGGAGGUGAUGGAGAUGAUGGGGAGGAGAGAUUGAACCCCAGCCGGGCUCGGCUCUCCCCACCUUCCCGCCUAGGCCCAGAACAACUCAGACGCUGAGUCCCUCCAGACCCCAGGCCUCAUUAGCUGUCUGGGACCCCAGCUGACCCCCAUGACCCCCAGCCCUUGCCCCAUCCCUCUCGUCUGCUGUGUCUGCGUGCACCCCCCUCCCCCUCCCACCCCCGAGGGCAGGCCCAGCCCCUCUGGUUCGCUAAGACAUUCCAGAAUGCCUCACAACAUCGGCACAAGGCGUGGGGCCCCGCCCGGAAGGAACCGGGGAGCAAGGCUAGAGUCUGGGGGUGAGCUGGAAAGGAGGGCGGACCCCUUCCCUCCCUCCAGCAGGGAUAGCUAGUGAUGAUGGUAAGAUAUGGGCACAGGGCCACAGAGAGCCCCCCCCAUCUCUCGGGCCGCUGUCGUCCACCCUUUUCCCAAUAAUCGUGGCAUGCAUUCCUCCCCUCCCCCCUGCGGAGUUGGGGUGCCAGUGGCGUGGCUGGCGGGGAGGAGAGACCACGCCCAAGGUGGGGCCGUGGCCAUGAACGUGGCUGACACUUGUCUCCCCCGAUCCGUGGUGUUAUGUCUCUCGUCACCAGCCUCGUUCCUAGUGUGUAUAUAUGUCGCCCCGUGAUGCAUAUAUACACAGGUAUUAAAUAUAUCGCUCUAUAUAAUAUUAUAUAUGUGUGUGGUAUCCAAGCAAUCACUUCUAUUGAGGGCUAAAUAUAAAGAAUUGGGCCGGAAGAUGCAGCUAUCCUUGUGUCAUUAAGGAGGGAUUCGUAGGGAGCCGUGAGUGGGAGGCAGUGGGGUGCAGCGUACGGCCGACCCCUCAGUGCGCCUGGCCGGGACCCGGCGGGCUUCCCAGGGCAGAAAGGUGGUGGGUGUUUGUCUCCCACCUGAGGGUCUCCUCAGCGUGUCCCCGUCCAGCAGCCCUUGGGCCCGGGCUCUGCUCUGUGACAGGCUCCCCCAGGUCGGGCAGCGGGUGUGGUCAGGAAAUAUUUCGAGAGCUGAGACUGGGACACUGAGUGGAACCAGGCAGUGCCCGCCCCCGGUUGAGGAAACAGGAUGUUGGCCUGAUGGGAGCGUGAGAUUAGGGGGCACCGGUGAUGCGAGUGUCCCUGGGGGGCUGGGGGGGAGAGGGAGGAUGGCUGCAUCUCUCCGCUGGGCAGUAAUCAAUUUCAAAUGGUCCUUUUAAAAUGUCUGUGGAUUAAAAAUUUACGAAUACCACACUUUAAUAUUAAAUAUUCAUAAGGUCUAGUAUCUUGAUAAUAAUGUAGAUGUUUUAAUAACAAUUUUUGUCCUUCUUAAAAUAAAAUGAGAGAAACUUG
Sorex fumeus (smoky shrew) is the source of this 5518-nucleotide messenger RNA. RefSeq names its product zinc finger CCCH-type containing 7B (gene ZC3H7B). The transcript is spliced from 23 exons. Lineage: Eukaryota; Metazoa; Chordata; Mammalia; Eulipotyphla; Soricidae. Gene Ontology annotation, molecular function: miRNA binding; metal ion binding; protein binding. The record is from RefSeq and is a predicted model, not a curated record. Bases 303 to 3239 code for a protein of 978 amino acids. Gene Ontology annotation, biological process: miRNA processing.